UAUAAAUAUACUGAAUGUGAGAAAUCUUGUAUUAAGGAAUUAUACCUCACCUCACAUCAGAGAGCACCUACACAGGAGAAGCUUUAUGGUUGUAAUGAACAUGAGAAAAAUUUUUGUCAGAAGUCAGACCUUACAAUGCAUCAGAGAACUCACACAGGAGAAAUGUACUAUGGAAAUAUUAACUGUGGAAAAACCUGUGAGAAUUCACUCCUCAGCCAUCCUGAGAGAAUUCACACAGGUGAACCAGAUGGAUGUAAUGAAUGUACAAUAUUUUUCCACCAUGAGUCUGACAUCACUGUACAUCACAGAAUUCACACAAGUGAGAAACCAUGUAGAGAAUAUAAAAAAAAUUUUUACAGUAAUAAAUGUGGUGAAGACUUUCUCCAAACGUCAUACCUCAGCAUUCAUCAGAGAACUCACACAGGUCAGAAACCAUAUGAAUGUAGAGAAUGUGGAAAAGCUUUUAACCACAAGAGAGAAUUCAGCAGGCAUGAGAGAACACAUACAGGUGAGAAACCGUAUGAAUGUAAAGAAUGUGAAAAAGCUUUUAGCCAAAAGUCACACUUCAGCAUUCGUCAGAGAACUCAGACAGGUGAGAAACAAUAUGAAUGUAAAGACUGUGGAAAAACUUUUAACCAAAAGUCACACCUCAGCAUUCAUCAGAGAAAUCAUGCAUGUGAUAAACUGUAUAAAUGUAGAGAAUGUGGAAAAACUUUUAACCGAAAGUCAAACCUCAGCAGGCAUCAGAAAAGUCACACAGGUGAGAAACCAUAUGAAUGUAAAGAAUGUGGAAAAGCUUUUAAGUUAAAGUCACAUGUCAGCAUUCAUCAGAGAAUUCACACAGGUGAGAAACCAUAUGAAUGUGAAGACUGUGGAAAAGCUUUUAGGGAAAAGUCACAACUCAGCAUUCAUCAGAGAAUUCACACAGGUGAGAAACCAUAUGAAUGUAGAGAAUGUGGAAAAACUUUUAACCAAAAGUCAAACCUCAGCAUUCAUCAGAGAAAUCACACAGGUGAGAAACCAUAUGAAUGUAGAGAAUGUGGAAAAACUUUUAACCGAAAGUCACAUCUCAGCAGGCAUCAAAAAUGUCACACAGAUGAGAAACCAUAUGAAUGUAAAGAAUGUGGAAAAGCUUUUAGAGAAAAGUCAAACCUCUGGAGGCAUGAGAUAACUCAUACAGGUGAUAAACCAUAUGAAUGUAAAGAAUGUGGAAAAGCUUUUAGUGAAAAAGCAGAACUCAGCAGGCAUGAGAGAAUUCACACAGGUGAGAAACCAUAUGAAUGCAAAGAAUGUUUAAAAGGUUUUAACUGCAUGUCCUACCUCAGCAGCCAUCAAAGAAUUCACAUACGUGAGAAACCAGGUGAAUGUAAGGAAUGUGGGAAAACAGUUUACUGGAACUCACCAUAA
Molecule: messenger RNA, 1407 nt
Organism: Cynocephalus volans (Philippine flying lemur)
Lineage: Eukaryota; Metazoa; Chordata; Mammalia; Dermoptera; Cynocephalidae
Product: zinc finger protein OZF-like
Biological process (GO): regulation of transcription by RNA polymerase II
Molecular function (GO): RNA polymerase II cis-regulatory region sequence-specific DNA binding; DNA-binding transcription factor activity, RNA polymerase II-specific
Source: RefSeq, a predicted model, not a curated record